Neurospora tetraspora is the source of this 965-nucleotide messenger RNA. RefSeq names its product SGNH hydrolase-type esterase domain-containing protein. Gene Ontology annotation, molecular function: phosphatidylcholine lysophospholipase A1 activity. Lineage: Eukaryota; Fungi; Ascomycota; Sordariomycetes; Sordariales; Sordariaceae. The record is from RefSeq and is a predicted model, not a curated record. The coding region runs from base 160 to 948 and encodes 262 amino acids. The transcript has 3 exons.
CUGCCCGGUCAGGCUUAUCAACCCUUAUUUAAUACCAUAACAUCGGACAUUCCAUCCCACCUCUAUAUACGCCCAAGAUUGUAUACCUUUGAACAUCCACUUCGACAGUCACUGCGGACCGACCUCUGAACCACUCGAACAAGCGCCAACGACGACGCAAUGCCCACCUCGAAGCUCCGAAUCCUCUGCUUCGGCGACUCCCUCACCGAGGGCUACUCCGGCUGGGGCUCCAGCUUCACCCCCUACAGCACCAAACUCGAAGAGAUGCUGCGCAUGGCGUUUCCCGAUGUCGACGUGGAGAUAGUAACAGACGGGCUGUCGGGUGAUUUGGUGACAGGCAGCGGGGAGUUCCUGGAAAGGAUGCAAUCACACUUCGCCCCAAGGAACCCAACAGACUACAAACCGUUCGACUGGGCCAUCGUGCUCGGCGGAACCAAUGAUCUCGGCAGUAACAUCCACCACGAACAAAUCUUCGAAACUCUCACACAGAUCUGGGACUUGGCCCUAAGCCGCAAAUGCAAGGUCCUCGCCCUCACUGUUCCCGAGAUCGAACUUUCCGCGGGGAAAAUGAAGGACCUACUGGACUUUAGGAGGAACGAGUUGAACCAGAUGAUCAAGACCUACAAGAAGCCCAACUACUACACCUUCGACCUCCACGCCGCCUUCCCCUUCUACGCCAUGUCCGAAGCCGACCGGGAACACUACUGGGACGACAGCCUCCACUUCACGCCCGCGGGCUACGAUCGGAUGGGAAACAAAAUCGGCGUCACGUUCGUCAGCAUACUUGUGAGAGAAUUUUCGGACAACGACCGGACGCCGAUGGGCAGGAAGAGGAGGAUGUUCAAGGACGACGAGAAGGUGUUUGAGGAAGAGGAGGACCCGGCUGAGCCGACGGCGUUGGGGCUCGAUAAGGGGUAUAUCGUUGUUCGUAGGAGAGAUUUGGAUUAACCUUACUGCGCCAUUCA